UUCAUUCCUUUUCCUUCCAUCUGUUAUGUUUCCUCUACUGGAGCCUAUUCGUCUCCUUCCCACUCGAUUAAUCGCUCAACAUGGUUUCCGUUCUGCAGGUCCGUGCCUAUACGCCCACCCAUAGAGAACAAAUUUCUGUGAGGAGCGCUGGGCAAAUUUCUUGUCCCCAAUGGCGAGCGAUCAAGCUAAGAAUGCUGGUGCUGUGGCCCAGGAUCAUCACAUGCCACCAUAUCAAGCAUACGGAGCUUACUCGCCACCUUUCCCAGUCUACUAUGAUCCGAGUCAUCCUGAACCAAAUGGUGCGCCACACCCAGCACCCCCGUAUAUCUACCAUUAUCCGCCUCCUGGGAUGAUGUACCCUUAUCCUCCUCCUGGAUUUCCGCCUUACGCACCCCCUCCCCAAACCAACUUUCAGCGCGUGAAGCGUAAGCAGGUCAAGAUGGCGUGUACUAACUGCGCGAAUGCCUGCAAGCGUUGCGACGAGCAACGUCCAUGUGAACGAUGUGUCAAAUAUGGUAUCCCAGAAACGUGUGUUGAUGGUGUGCGUAAGGAGCGACAGAAAGGAAUCAAGCGGGGACCCUACAAGCGUAAAAAUAAGUCCGGCGGCAGCGACGAGGCUACAUCACCUGCUCCUAAUGCCACUUUCGAGACUUUCUCGUCCACCCCAAAUGAAGCAAACGGAGAUUCAGCUUGGCAUCCGCCGAAUGGGGUGGCACAAGGUUCUGCGAGCGCAACUCCUGCACCCCCGCCAAUGCCAUCCUUUCCACCACCACCACCAGAGGGGGGAUAUUAUCCGCCUCCAUAUUUCUAUCCUCCCCCUCCUGGUUUUGUGCCGCCUUCUGAGGGUCAGGCGCCCCCGGAAGGAUCCCCAAAUUCUGGCGCACCUCCUCCGAUGGUGUCUUACUACAUGCCUCCUCCUGGAUACUAUGGACCGCCGUAUUACGGUCCUCCUGGCGUGCCGCCGCCCACCAUGGAUCCAGCUCAGGCCGAGCUUCAAAGGACAUCUGGCCAGCCUACAGAUCAUGAUCCUGACGUUGAGGAAAUUCCGCCGCCUGCUCCAAAGACAAAUUCGAAGAAGAGAUCAAGAGCGGGAAAAGAGGGGCAGCCGAAAGCAAAGAAGGCUAAGGUUGCCGUCGUCCUGCAAGAGUCUUCAACUUCCAGUGGCACGACGGGAGGGAGCGACCAGGCUUCAGAACCUGGACAUGGCAGCCCAGCUGAGAAUGGUGAUGCAUGAACAUCACUAGUUCUUCUCUUGCUGCACACUGGUCCCUGCUUUCGCGCUGCUAUUGUUUUUUUGUCAUCUCUGCUUUUUCGUUAAUCAGUUUCAAAUGCAUGUUCGAUGUGAUUCUGUU
This is a messenger RNA of Suillus clintonianus, 1352 nucleotides long. RefSeq lists its product as uncharacterized. The transcript is spliced from 4 exons. Bases 170 to 1234 code for a protein of 354 amino acids. Gene Ontology annotation, biological process: cellular response to starvation; regulation of DNA-templated transcription. Gene Ontology annotation, molecular function: RNA polymerase II transcription regulatory region sequence-specific DNA binding; DNA-binding transcription factor activity, RNA polymerase II-specific; zinc ion binding. NCBI's taxonomy places the organism in Eukaryota, Fungi, Basidiomycota, Agaricomycetes, Boletales, Suillaceae. Gene Ontology annotation, cellular component: nucleus. The record is from RefSeq and is a predicted model, not a curated record.